AUGGGCGAAGUCGUUGAGAAACGCACCUCAGGUCUCAAGGCACCUGUUCUUCUACUUACUGGCCAUGAAGGAGACGUAUAUUGCCUUGAAUUUUCUUGCGAUGGGCAACUCUUGGCCUCUGGAGGAAAGGACAGAAACAUUUUGCUUUUCGAGGUGUAUGGUGAUUGUCGCAACAUAGGUGUUUUAAGUGGACACAAGAAUGCCAUUCUCGAGCUACAUUGGGGCGCUAAUCGCGACCGCUUGUACUGCUGCUCUGCUGAUUAUACUGCCUCUCGUUGGGACGUUGAGUACCAAACGCGCCUACAAAAGUAUGUUGGUCAUACGGGUAUCGUAAACAGUUGCUAUCCCGGUAGAGGGGUGGUAGGAGGCAUGCUGGUAACCGGUGCCGAUGAUGGUACCGUCAAGCUCUGGGAUCACCGAAGCAAGUACCCGGUCAAGUCCAUAGAAAACGAUUUUCAAAUUCUCUCUGUUUGUUGCGAGCCUUCUGGUCAGCGUUUAUUUUACGGCAGCCUCGACAACAUAAUUAGGGCGUACGACAUCCGUAACGACAAAGAACUCUUCAGGCUAGAAGGAUGCACCGAUUCCGUUACUAGCUUAGAUUUGAACGAAGACGGGACACUCCUCUUAUCAAAUUCUAUGGAUUCGCGUUUAGUCGUAUGGGACGUACAGCCAUACUGCAGCGAGAAUACUCGUGUAAAAACGGCACUUUUUGGACCCACGCACUCUGCCGAGAAGAAUUUGCUUCGCGCUCGAUGGGGAAAGGGUACGAUAAUCGCAAGUGGUUCUGCCGACAACAUGGUUUACAUUUUAGACGCCAAAGACAACAAGGUUCUUUAUCAGCUGCCGGGCCACCUGGGAUCGGUCAACGAGGUCGUCCUUCAUCCCAAAGAACCUAUUGUGGCUUCUGCGUCAUCUGACAAAUGUAUUUACAUGGGCGAGUUGCUUUAA
This is a messenger RNA of Babesia sp. Xinjiang, 948 nucleotides long. Its product is annotated as U5 small nuclear ribonucleoprotein 40 kDa protein. The record is from RefSeq and is a predicted model, not a curated record. The coding region runs from base 1 to 948 and encodes 315 amino acids. The transcript is spliced from 5 exons. Gene Ontology annotation, molecular function: protein binding; RNA binding. Lineage: Eukaryota; Apicomplexa; Aconoidasida; Piroplasmida; Babesiidae. Gene Ontology annotation, cellular component: catalytic step 2 spliceosome.